Symsagittifera roscoffensis is the source of this 897-nucleotide messenger RNA. RefSeq lists its product as uncharacterized. Gene Ontology annotation, cellular component: acetylcholine-gated channel complex. The record is from RefSeq and is a predicted model, not a curated record. Lineage: Eukaryota; Metazoa; Xenacoelomorpha; Acoela; Convolutidae. The coding region runs from base 71 to 574 and encodes 167 amino acids. The transcript has 3 exons.
CAAUCGAGCAAGAACUGAAGUCAUAUAAAAAACUAACGAAGCACGCUUACGUUAAACUGUGAGAACUCACAUGCUGACUCUGAUUUGUUUAUUGCUUUUCUCUUGGCUGAUUGAUACUGUGCUUGUUGGUGCGGCUCAGAUUCCUAACCCAUGGACUGAAUACAGAGACUGCGGAUUGAAGCAGCCAGGAUACAUCUGUGACCCGGAUCAGCUGAUGACCUCAAAUGACAGAAACAGUUUGAACAGUUACCUGAGAAGUUCUUUCCAGGGCAUUCAAUUGGGAUCAAGCCGCAACUGCAAUUAUAGGAAUGGAUCCCUUGCCUCGGUUCUCAUAGUUUACGAUAUUCGAGACUACUUUCCAAACAGUCCUAACAUGUCGGAUGAGUCACUGUACGAGAAGCUAGCAGACAAACUUCGACUAGACCUCUGGCCUUUCGGGUCAUGUAGGGACAAUAUUUAUGUGGUGUUCGGAUACUUGCCCACGUACAAAGUGUGUCCAGUGAAAAAAAGUGUGCAAAUACAACCAGUUUCUUGUCAGCUUGAAAUUAUCAGCGGACGGCUCUGGACUAAAUAAAUUCGACUCUCAAAUAGAUCUCCCGUUUGAGUUGAAGUCAAACUUCGAGGCGACAUUUUUCAAAGAAAAUUCAGAGAAGCAGAGACAAGAUUUCAUCAAGGGCGCCAUUGACUUCAGCCGACCACUGCUCGACUCGUUGAAGGAACUCAUAACUGACAUUAAGUCAAUUAUGGACACAGUUCCAAAUGAUUUCGUGGAGUUUAACAAUGAGAUCAAUUUUGAAGUCACUGGUUUCCAAUGGGGCUUUAGUUGGUCAGCUGCUCUUCGAUGUAAAACAUUAAUUAUAUUUUUUCUGCCAACAGCAAUUUUUUUCCUUCCUUCUA